Molecule: messenger RNA, 2045 nt
Organism: Mytilus californianus (California mussel)
Lineage: Eukaryota; Metazoa; Mollusca; Bivalvia; Mytilida; Mytilidae
Exons: 1
Coding region: 107-1819 (570 amino acids)
Molecular function (GO): zinc ion binding
Source: RefSeq, a predicted model, not a curated record
CCUAAAUCUGUGAUCAAUUUCAUAUUGUACACUUCAAAUAUUAUAUAAACUAAUUAUUUUUGAUACAACGUUCAUGGCGACCACCUGUUAAAGUGUGUUCAGCAUAAUGGCAUUAUCUAAAUCUUUCCAGAAGGGACAAAUACCUAUAUGUUGUCAGUUGUGUGAAGAAUCAAGUGAGAUCAAAUGGAAAUGUUUACUGUGUGACUUUCUCUUGUGUACAAAAUGUCAGAAACUUCAUAAAAAGGUUAAAUCUACCGACCAACAUACUAUUAUCGAUAUUAAAGACAUUGCUGUAUAUCAGCAACAAAUCAAGGAUAAUCCUGAUUUCAGUAGCAUUCCAUGUGAAAUUCAUAGUGGACAAAACUGUUGUUUAUUCUGUCAGACCUGUGAUGAAGUUGUCUGCCCUCUGUGUAUUGCUAAAACUCACAAUAAACACAACAUGAUUGAAUUAGCGGAAGGAUAUAAAAUAACUCUCAAGACAAUAAAAACUUUUAAUUCUGAGCUUGAAGUGAAAUUAACAGACUAUGUAAAAGGAAUAACUAAACUGCAUUCCCUCAAAUCUUUUGAAGACGCUAAAUAUGAGACAGAAAAGCAAAAGAUUCUGAGUCGAGAAAAAGUCUUGACGGAAGAAGUUGAAAAACAUACAAAAAAAAUUUUGAAAGAACUUGAUAAGAGAAAGGAAGAUGUGAAUAAAUCAAUAAAUGAUGAAGAAGAUAAAUCACACAAGAUAAAAGAAGAUCUAGAAUUCCGAAAAGGAGGCUUAACAAAAGCCCAAGUUUCUGUCAAUGCUUGUGAAGUUUUCAGUGCAUUAAAAGAGGAAAAAACAGCAAGGAAACAAAUUGUAGAACCAGCCAAUACGUAUGUUCAAAGACUGCCCCAAUAUAUACCAGGAAAAAUGAAGAUCCAAGAGGCACUACAUGGAGAACUAACUGAGCCUGAUGAUGAUUAUGCACAGGUACAAUAUGGAGCUAAAGUUAUAAAACAGUAUAAAACUGGACUAAAACUUGUAGAACGUUUGGUUUGCAGUAAUGAUGGAACAUUGUGGAUAGGUUAUACUGAAGACAAUAUCAUACAGAAAAUAGAACUUUCAAAUGGAAUAUUAAAUAUUGUACAGGAGAUACAGGUAAAUUGUGCUGGUAUGGCAUUAUUACCAUCAGGAGACUUACUUAUAUCUACUGCAGAGUCAAAUCUUAAAAUACUUUCUCAUACCACUGGAAAAAUAACCAAUUCAAAGUAUACUGUAGAACCCUUAAUAACUGGAGAAGUCCAUAUGAUCCGGGAUGAAAAGAUUGUAAUCAGAGCAAGAAAAGAAGGACCUGUCUUCCCUGUUAAAGGUCCAAGACAAGUGGUUUUGAUGGAUAUAGAUGGAAGAAUAGAGAAGGUGUAUGAUUUAGACAACAAUGGAAAACCUCUCUUUUCUGCUCCACAAAGAAUAACAUCAGACAACGACAAUAACAUUUAUGUACUGGAUACUCUUACUAAAGAGUGGAAUGGUAGGAUAGUGGCUUUAGAUAAAACCAACAGAGUAAGAUGGAUAUUUCGUGGAAGUCCAAAUGUCAUCAAAGAAAAUACAUUCAAACCACGAGAUUUAAUUAGUACACAAUUAACCAAUAUUAUCAUUACAGAUAUGGAUAGCGACAUUAUUCAUAUUGUCAACACUUCAGGACAGUGUAUUCAUUACAUGAAUACUAAGGAUGAGUUAGGUAUUGUGUUACCAUACGCUGUAGACAUUGAAAAUACAGGAACACUGUACAUUGGUUGCAAUUCAUGUAAACCGAAUGGAACCAAUUUAUAUACUGUUCAGUUUUCAGGAUUCUGAACUACUGAUUCUUAUUUUCACAUUUCAGUUUUAAACUGUUUUGAAAUACUGGAAAUUCAGAAAUUAUUGCGUGCACUUAUUAUUGCGAUUUUUUCAUUUUAGACUAAAAUGCGAUUUUAAUUUUUGUGAUAUUAACCCUGUUGCAUUUUUCGCAAUAAUAAAAACAUCGCAAUAAUUUCUGAAUUUACAGUACAUAUUAAUUCAAUAUUUCAAAUAAAAUGUCUUU